UCUCUCCACUGCGGUGCAGGCUGCGUGCGGAGAUACGGCUCAAUUGGUGGCGCAUGCGCAAGCUGUGCGCGUGCGCGGCAGCACCGUGCCGGACCGCGGAGUGGGGCUGGUGUUGGCAUGGCGGAGGCGCGGCCCGGUUCAGGUACAUUGAAUUUCAGCCCUACUGCUGCUGAUUCCAUUCCUGGAGAAGGACAACCGACAGAUAUAAACUGGGUAAAUAAAGAUAGGAAAGACUCAAAUAGUAAUCAGACUAGAAGUAAUAUACCAAUUCCUAGUCUGUAUUCUGAAAGAGGUUCUGAAAGAGAUUAUGAAAGCUCUUCCACAAAGCAUCAUGGCUUUUGUAAUCUGGAAAGUCAGUAUGGGAAUUCUGAAGACUUUCACCAAUAUUUUGGUACCAAUAAAAGCUUGAAGAAUCGCAGCUUGCAAAGCCAGAGAUUGCACAGAUUAAGAAAUGAUAGCACAUGUGCUAGAAAUAAGACAAGGCAAAGUACUACUGAUACUGCUGCAGGUCCAGGAAUUUCAGAUGCUGCACUAGUAUCUGGUAGAAGAGCACCUCCUAGAGGAUACAGUGAUUUUCUCUCCUCAGAGAGUGACAGGGAAGUUCCUAAUGCGGAUAGCAGAGGGGCAAAGCCAAAGAAAACACAUCUGAUACAUAUAUCUGGGAGAGGUUUCAGAGAAAAGGGAAAGCAGAUGCAUGACCGUGAAAAGCGAGUGAGCUCUAAACAGAAAGUAGAGCUGUUUGAAAAUUUUCCAUCGUUGGAUUUGACACCAUCUGACUCUUCAGAAUCAUCAGUUGGAAAGGCAUUCUGUGAUGCACCUUUUGGAAGUGGGGAUGAACAAAAAGGCUACAAUAAUGUGAACAAAAGAUAUCCCCGGAAGCCUGUGUGGAAUAAACCCCCAGCAGAAAAGGAGUGUCAGAAAAGACAUGAUUCUCACCGUAGUAAAAAUACAAAAGUAGGUAAGAAGUCUUCUGUUGCAUAUAUUCCAAAAGAUAAAAAUGAAAGGAAGAAAGAACUCAUUGCUCACAAAAAUGAUGAAAACUUGACCAGUGAAAUCAGACAUCAGUUUUCUGAGUCUCUCAGGUUCAGUGGAAGAAAGUUCCUGCUAAAGGGAGAUCAAGUACCUUCACUUCAUUUCAGCUGGACCCAGUACUGGAAGAAGCAAAGUGAUGUACCAAAAAACAAAGAAACUCAUACAGGGUCAUUGAUUGAACAGCUGACCACAGAGAAGUAUGAGUGCAUGGUAUGCUGUGAGGUAGUCCGAAUAGUAGCCCCAGUGUGGAGCUGUCAGAAUUGUUACCAUGUAUUCCACCUGAAUUGCAUCAAGAAAUGGGCACGAUCACCAGCUUCACAAGCUGAAGAUGGCAAUAGCGGUUGGAGAUGUCCAGCUUGUCAGAAUGCUUCUGUGCAAGUUCCUAAAACAUACACUUGUUUCUGUGGUAAGGUGCACAAUCCUGAAUGGAAUAGGAAUGAAAUCCCACAUAGCUGUGGGGAGCUUUGUGGAAAGAAGAGGCAGUGUUUGGACUGUCCACAUCUUUGCAACAUUCUGUGCCACCCAGGACCGUGCCCCUCGUGCCCAGCCUUUGUGACAAAAACAUGUGAAUGUGGACAAACAAAUCAUUCAGUUCGCUGUGGUCAAUCAACAAAAAUUCAUUGUUCUAAUGUAUGUGGAAAUACUUUAAAUUGUGGAAAGCACAGCUGUACUCAAGUGUGCCACUCAGGAAAAUGUUCACCUUGCCAGUUAACAGUACAGCAAGUGUGUUACUGUGGAAGCAACUUUAAAGAAGUAUUGUGUGGAUCAAAGGAAGAAUUCUCUGAUGGUUUUGGGAGUUUCUCAUGUCAGAAUAUAUGUGGCAAAAAAUUAAAUUGUGGGAGGCACAACUGUAAGCAAAUAUGCCAUCCUCAGCCUUGCCAGCUCUGUCCACGACUUCCACAAGUUGUGUAUCGUUGUCCCUGUGGUCAGACUCCUCUCAGCAAGUUACUGGAACUAGGAUGUGUUGAACGUAAAAUUUGCACAGAUCCUAUCCCAUCUUGUGGAAAGACAUGUGGCAAACCUCUUUCUUGUGGUAGCUAUGAGUUCAUUCAUACGUGUGAAAGCCUUUGCCACGAAGGAGACUGUAGACCAUGUUCUCACACAUCAAAUAUUUUUUGUAGGUGUGGCUUCAAAAAAAAGGAAAUCCCAUGUGCUCUUCUCAGAAAUAAAGCUGCUAUUACAUUCAUGUGUGACAAGCGAUGCAACAAGAAGAGAUCAUGUGGACGACACAAGUGUAACGAAGUUUGCUGUGUGGACACAGAACAUAAGUGCUCUUUGGUUUGUGGUCGUAAACUCAACUGUGGGCUUCAUAGAUGUGAAGAACCCUGCCAUCGCGGCAGUUGUCAAACAUGCUGGCAAACAAGUUUUGACGAGUUAACUUGUUAUUGUGGUGAAUCUGUGAUUUACCCCCCUGUUCCCUGUGGCACUCAGCCACCAGAGUGUAAAAAAACAUGCACCAGGCCACAUGACUGUGAUCAUCCAGUGUACCAUUCAUGUCAUAGUGAGGAAAAAUGUCCCCCCUGUACCUAUCUCACUCAGAAAUGGUGUAUGGGCAAGCAUGAACUGCGAAGUAAUAUUCCUUGUCAUCUCACUGACAUUUCCUGUGGACUUCGCUGCAAUCAAAUGUUAAAAUGUGGAAUGCACAAAUGUAAAAGAAUUUGUCAUAAAGGAGAAUGUCUUAUAGAUGAAGAAUGUAAACAGCCAUGUAUUAUUCCAAGGCUAUAUUGUAAUCAUCCAUGUAUGGCUCCAUGUCAUCCUUCUUCACACUGCCCGACAACAUCCUGCAGUGCAAAGGUUGAUCUUCAGUGUGAAUGUGGAAGAAGAAAGGAGAGUAUGAUAUGCUCCGAAGCAUCUAAUACAUAUCAAAGAAUAGCUGCUAUAUCUAUAGCAACUAAGCUAACAGAUCUACAGCUUGGGGAUUCAGUGGAAAUCAGUAGGCUUAUUACAAAAAAAGAAAUGAAGCAAGCCAGGUUGCAGUGUGACGAAGAAUGCUUAGCUAUUCAGAGGAACAGGCGCCUUGCUGAAGCUCUUGAAAUAGAUGAUAAUUCUGAUCCUUUUAAAAUUCGUUCUUCUGGACCAAAGUACAGUGACCUUUUAAAAGAAGAUGCAAGGAAGGAUAUGAAAUUUGUCAGUGACAUUGAGAAGGAAAUGAGAAUGCUUGUGGAAGCUGUGAAUAAGAGGGAAAUCCAUUUGUCCAAGCAAUACCUUAACUUCUGUGCUAGAUAAAGAAAUGCAGAGCAGGCCUGCACCUCCUCUUCUUCAUUACAAACAAACAGAUAAGUAAGGAGUUUGGAUUUAAAACCUUAUUCUUCAAUUUUGUGCUGAGUUCCCCAAGGAACAUAUUCCUGAGCUUCAACUUUAUAUGCCCUGUUUCUGCUUUUUUCCCUUUUUUCUGCUUUGGAGCUUGCAGUAUGCACUAAGGUGUUCUUUCCACAGAAGUAAGCAUGAAAUGAAGUGAUAAGAAAACGUGAGAUUGGCUGUGUGGUAUAGGGGUAGUAGUAUAACAAAUAUUAUUGGGUUUUACAAUUAUUUUUAAUAAAUAUUAGAUAGUUGGGAAGAGAGUGCUGUUUUGGAGGUUUGGGAUUUUUUUUUCUUUUACCUUUAACCAAUGUCUUACUGGCAUAAAAUUAUUUAUUUGGACUGGUACUAAAUGUAUUUUUGUUGUGUAUAUAUGACUACACAGUUGAUUAAAGGUGAACUACAAUUUUUUUCAAAUAGUGAGAAUUACUGAAUAUGGGAUAUAUAAGGCAUCUUGGUGAAUAGUCUUAAAAGGGCAGUCUUUAUGUUGUAUGACCCGCCAGCUUCAGAUACUUGUAGUUAUCUCAUAGUUAUGAUUUUUUUUUUUUAAUGGGUGGCCUAUUAUUUGUUCGGGUUUACCUUUUAGAAGUGUUUCCCUCCCAAAUUUUUCACAGAUGAGCAUCUGAAGUUAUGUUCAACUACCUUUUGCAGAAAGGGACUGCUUAAUGUUGCAGUAACUACUGUUGGUAGGUGCUUGUUGGAAUACCAAGUAGGCUGUUCUGAAAAAAUUGAAAUUGUUUCAGAGCUAAGCAUCUAAAGCAAGACAUAUUUCUAGAAGGAUUGCUUAAGAUGUAACUCAGUAUCAGUUUUUAUUAGGUUGGUACUGUCUGUUUCCAGUUAUGUGCCGAUUCCUAUCUUCAGUGACCCUAAUUAAUGCUAAGGAGUUAUGUAGCAAAAUUUAAAAAAAUAAAGGGUCUUAGUCAUUUAUUUUUCAUUACUAGAAGUAAAGUUUCUUCAGAAAUUCCUAAUUCUACAAAAUCUUUUGGAAGAUCUCAUGCUGUCUUACUGAAAAAAAUCUUUGCAGUGUUUGGAUUUGCUAUGACCAUAUAUUUUUUGUUACUCUUGCUUUUGAAAGUAAGCAGGUUUGAUCAUCAGCUCACUUUAACAGUAUUUAUUUUGCUGUUUCCUUUAAAAAGGCAUUUUGAACAUUUAGUCUUCAGUACAGUAUCAUUUUUGUAAUAAAUAUUACUGGUAAAUUACAUUUUCUGGUAAAACCCCAAAAGGAAUUUUAUCCAUUCAGACACAUGUUGAUGUACAUUAAUUUAAUCAGUCAUAAGUUUUUGUCAAAAUUCAAUUAACAAAGGCUUUCUGGAGCAUUAAGGUACUUUGAAUAAAACUUAGUUUAGAAGUGCAUGCUAUUGACCAAUGCAGUGUGUGUGUGUGCACACUGAGAUAUUAUGGGAGUUUGUGAUUCAGUUUACUUUGUAUCUUUUUUUUCAUGCAUGUAAUAACUAAUAUUCUUGUAAUUUCAGGACUAGUGGAAACAGUGGUUUAUCCAAACCAUUAAAGGAAGAGCCAGUAAUUGACUACUUUGAUGUCCAGGACUGAAGUGAUUGAUGUAGAAUCAUUCAGAUGAAUAAGAAUCACAUAGAUUAAGAUACAGAAGCUUAGAGGUGAAAAUACUAAGUUACUGUGUGAGGUGCUUUUUGAUUAUCUGUCAAAUGACCAGUUGUUCAGCAUAUUCAUAUUUUAACAUCUAACGUUAGUUAGAUAUGCUAGUUUAAAAAGUUAAGCAUUUCAACAGUUUAUGUAACUGCAUAAUACCUAAUAGUAAUAUGGGUUUAUUAAUUCUGGGUUUGGUGCAAUUUUGUAUCUAAUGUGCAGUCAGAAUAAUUUAGAUUUUCAUUGAUGACUUUGAAGCAAGAGAACUGGUGGUAAGCAGGUAUAUUUUUGGAAUAUUAAGAACGGCAGUAAAUCUCAAAUAUUUAUUUUGACGUAUCACACACAACUUAAAAAGGACUAGAAAUAAUCUGUGAUAAAAACACUGGUUGGGAUAUUCUUAAAGUAUUUAAAUGUUAUAUUAAUUCACUUUUGUGUAUUGUGGUAAAUUUGAGAAUUUGAGUUAUUCUUCUACAUGGAAAGAAAUACAAAAUUUAAGUAAAAAUAUACACAUAAAUGCCUAUUAAGAACACAGAAUUGCUUUGGAAUCUGAAGAACCAGUAUUUGGGGAAGGUGGGGAAUUAAAACUUACUCUAAUUUAUCUCAAAAUUGAUGUGUUUAAAAAGAAAAACAAGCAAAAACAAUGAAAAAAAACCCAAAUCAAAACCAACAAAACCAGCCCCACAACAUGACAUUACUACUACUACUUUUUUUAUUCAAGACCUUGAACAAAAUCAGACUUCAUAUAUUAUUUUGGUGUUUUGUGCAUGGCUUUAUUGUGGUUUAUGUUUUUUUCUGUGCUGUGCAAGCAUAAGAUGAAUAUGUGAAGUUUGGUUUAAGUAUGUUAUGAAUUUGGAAUAGUACUUGUAAAAUUUUUAAGUCCAUCUGCCUAAGCUAUUUGGCAAUGGCAAAAACUUUGUUUUAUGAGAAAUGCCAUUAACAAAAUGGGAUGACAGUUCAAACACUGAAAGACGCCUGAGUGGUCUCAUGAUGGUGAGUAUUUCCAGAUCUUGAUUUAAGAUAGGUGAGUAGCUCUCUGGGAGGGGAGAUUAUAGGUCUGAUCAGAAGAGGUGGUCCAGCUCUGAAUUGGAGUCAUAUCUAUUCUCCUGAGGAGAGAGAAGGUUUUUUGUAUUACUAGCUUUAGGAACUCUGAUGCACUCUGAUUCUUGUUCCUUGUGGCUGCUACAUGUAAUACUUGAGGUGAGUCCCUUAUACAGCAUAGGAGGCUGAUGAUAAAAAGGGGCUCACUACAUUGUAGUGUGAGAUUUGUUGCCAAAAAAUUGAAGGCAUUUACUCAUGCUUAGAUUCACUUAAGAGUUAUCAUAUGACCCUGAGCCUUAACUAUGAAGCAUUCCAUGGCUACAUUUCAAUUGAACAGUUCAUGAAACAUGGAAGAACAAGUAGAAAACUCACAAACCAUAUCUGUACCCCCAAAUGUUUUUAAAAUAAAAUGCCUGCUAUUCUUGUAUAUUUUUGUAGGAAUUUAUUAUUUCGCAUUUUUAAAAAUGCAGUCUUAAAUGGCACUAAACAUUUGAAGUGUUUCAAGUAAAACAGGUACCUUCAAGAGUGUUCAAGCUUUAAAUUUGUAUGUAGUGAUUUAAAUUUGUUUUACUUUUUUUGUCUAAUACUUUGUGAACAGAAAUGAAAAUUUAAUCACCAUGUCUUACAUUGCCCUUAAUUUCUUAAACAAAUUAUGGUUUGAUUCUACAAGGUGUAUUGCUAAGUUCAGCUAAAGAAUAAGUUACUUCCAGGAAUGUAUUUCUUCAAUCCCUUCCACGUGAGGACUGUAUCUGUCCCAGUGCUUGCAGACAAGUGCUGUCUCAAUGUGGCCAAACAAAGGCUAUUCCUGGUUUUGAAACUCAGACCUAUGUUGAUAUAGCACUGACUUAAAGCUAGUGAGACCUCUAUUAAGAAUGUAUGUAGAUACACUGCAAAGGUAGGUUCUAGACAGGAGCAUGUCCAGUGAACUGAGUCAGAUGCAUGUAUACUGGAGCACACACAGUUGGUUUAAUAUAGGUAGACCUAACAUUACAGAAAAUCAAAGUGGUUUAGUUGAUAAUAAAUAGAAUAAAGCUGAAGCCUACUAACUAUUCACAGCUUCACAUGAAUAUAGCCAAAACCGUCACAUUUGUGCCUCUGAUUUGAAAUUUAAAACCUAAAAGGUUUUUGUAGUAUUAUUUUCAGCUCUGUUUAGUGGAAUUUUUAUCAGAUUAUGGCAUUAACAUAAAAGUUCAACAGCUUUGGUGAGACACACUUCAGCAGUCAAUUUGCCACUGCUUGUAAUUAGAAAAUGGAAGUAAUCUCCGUUUCUGAAGCUAAGAUUAGUAAUUAUUACUGAAUGUGUUCAUACUGAGAAGUCAUACUUCUUAUCACUUGCCUCUUAACUAUGUGAAUGUUAAAACAUUUUUAUAGAUUGGUAUGUUUCACAUCUCUAAAUCAUGUCUGUGGAAUCCAUACGUGUAGUAAUGAAGCAAUUCACAAGUACCAAAUUUUUUUUUAAAUUCAUUUUAGUAACUUGGUUAAAAAUAUGAUACUAUAUGUUUAUCUGUGAAAGUAAUUUUCCUCUGGAGCUCAGCUACAUAGUCUUAAGAAGGAAUUCAGCAAAGACUAACAGUGGUGCUGUUUCUGUUUUGUUUUGCUGCAAUGUAUCAGUGACUUUCAUAUGGAAUAUGGAAUAGUAAAAAAGGCUGGAAAUUUGAUAUAUGUGAUAACUUAUCUACAUAUUGCACGUGUGCCUUGUGGAAAUACUUUUCAAAUAGCUAUUUUUUAAAUCUGAGCUGGCAUUUACACCUUUUAUGUAGUAGAAGAAUAAGUAGAUAAAAGAAAUCUUUGCAUCAGUGAAGGCAGUGGCAAAAAUCAUGGUGACAUCACUGUAACUUAUGACUUCAGCUUCAGUAUGCUAGCAAUUUUCCACAGCCCUAAGAAUAAUAUUGUCUCCUGUAAAUAUAUUUGAAGAAAGUACUUCUCAGUAAGCAUCUUUUGAAAUAAGUUAUGUGAUACCAGUUGGAAUUCCUGCAACUUCAGGAAGUGCUUUUAAAAUUGUGUUUAAAAUAGGCAGAUAGUUUGGCAUUUGGGCUGUGCUGUUACCUGUCUGUCUAGCUUAACAUAUUUAAAGUGCUCUGAAUAUACAGUAUUUGGGUUUAACAUAAAAUUGUAUAAGAUACAUAAGUAACCUUCAAGAUCACUUGUUUCUGUGGCAGUUUUUACAGUAUCUGCCUCAAAAUGAGCAAAGUAAAGUUUUUCUACAACACUUGUCAUUUGUUGAAAGAUCUAUAUUUAACUUAAUUUUGUCAAGUUACUGAUGUAAAAUUACUUUCUUUACAAACCCAAAAUAAAUCUAAAUUUAAAGUUCAGUGCUUUGGAAUUGUUUGCAAACUUCAUCUUGGUAUUCAAGAGUUGGAAGACUGAGACAUCACAGAGAAACAAGUAUAAAAACUUAAAUGGACAUUUGGGAAGUUCCUUUUCUUUGAAUUUUUAAAUAAAGUAUGUGGUUUCCUGGAUUUGAAGUGAUUUUUAAAUGAAUGCUGUGGGGAGAAUGAAGCAAGUAAAGAGGGCUCCCCAGAAAAUGGAGAGUAUGCUGCCUUCUUGGAAUUCAGAGCUACAGGAGAGAUGAUUCUGGAUAGAAAUGUGCAUUUUGGUUAUAUGAAAAAUCCUUUAUUAUGUCAGCCUAAAUGCUACUUGGCAAUAAAAUAUAUUAUUUUAA
Molecule: messenger RNA, 8632 nt
Organism: Motacilla alba alba
Lineage: Eukaryota; Metazoa; Chordata; Aves; Passeriformes; Motacillidae
Gene: NFX1
Product: nuclear transcription factor, X-box binding 1
Exons: 22
Coding region: 118-3258 (1046 amino acids)
Biological process (GO): negative regulation of transcription by RNA polymerase II
Cellular component (GO): nucleus
Molecular function (GO): RNA polymerase II transcription regulatory region sequence-specific DNA binding; DNA-binding transcription factor activity, RNA polymerase II-specific; zinc ion binding
Source: RefSeq, a predicted model, not a curated record